AUGUGGUUCGAUUCAAUCUGGCUUCUUUUUCAUGCCCGCAUGAGUCGUGCCGAUUCAGAGGGGCACGUAUCAGACCAAGGUGAUAUCCAGCUCCGUUAUUGCAACAAAUCGGGCAAACCAGGGGGACUGAUGAAAAGCUCGAGUGAAGAUGCGGAUACAAAUGAGGAAUCAUCGUCAGGAUCGACGGAGACGGGCAGCAGCUCCGAAACCGAAUCGGAGAUGGACACCACCGAGACGUCCUUCUCGUCGAAGAGUGCCACCGAGUGCGGUGGCCACGGAUCGGGAUGCAGCCAACAGCAGCAGCAUCAGCAGCAGCACCAGCAAUCCCAGCAAGGCUUGCUCCGGGUGCACAACCGCAACUACGCCGUGUACGGUGGUGGUACUGGUGGAGCCGAGCAAAAAAAUUCCAAAAACUCCUGCCACAAUCAUCAUCACCAUCAUCACCAUCACCAUCAUCACCAUCAUGGAGAGGACGAGAGUAAGAAGGAUGCGAAACUACCGAUCAGUAUUUGUAUACUCAACUGCCGCUACGACAUCAUUUCGCGGGUGGUGAAGCGGCUCGGUUACCGGCUGGUCGCUGAGUCGGAACUGUGGAACGUCUGCUGGACCGAUUCGUUCGUCGGGGUGGACUUUUGCCGCGAUAUGCGCCGCUUCCAGAAGGUGAACCACUUUCCCGGUAUGUUCGAGAUUUGCCGCAAGGAUCUGCUGGCCCGUAACCUGAACCGGAUGCUCAAGCUGUUCCCGAUCGACUAUCAGAUCUUCCCGAAAACCUGGUGCUUCCCGGCAGACUUGGGCGACGCGAUCGCCUACAGCCGGACGCAUCGGAGUAAAACCUUCAUCCUGAAACCGGACCAGGGUUCACAGGGGAAGGGUAUUUUCUUGACGAAAAACCUGAAAGAGAUCAACCCGAAGGAUCGUAUGAUCUGCCAGGUGUACAUCACGAAACCGCUGCUAAUCGAUGGUUACAAAUUCGAUCUGCGGGUGUACACGCUGAUCACGUCCACCGAUCCGUUGCGGAUCUUCGUCUACAACGAGGGCUUAGCCAGGUUUGCCACGAACAAGUACAAGGAACCGUGCGUGACGAACGCAUCGAACAACUUCAUGCACUUGACGAACUACUCGGUCAACAAGUACAGUCGGACAUUCUCAAAUGAUGAUGAGGCGGGUUCGAAGCGCCGGUUCUCCACCCUUAACCGCAUACUGACGGCGGAGGGUUACGAUAUUGCCGAACUGUGGAGCAACAUUGACGAUGUGAUCGUGAAAACGGUGAUGAGCGCCUGGCCGAUGCUGAAGCACACUUACACGGCCAGCUUCCCGACGCACGACAUCAUACAGGCGUGCUUCGAGAUCCUGGGAUUCGACAUCCUUAUCGACCAUAAGCUGAAACCGUACGUGCUAGAGGUGAACCACUCGCCAUCGUUCCACACGGACGAGGCGAUCGAUAAGGAGAUCAAGGAAGCGCUGAUUCGCGAUACGUUCGUGAUGCUCAACCUGAACGGCGAGGUGAAGAAGCGCGUGCUGGAAGAGGAUAAACGACGCAUCCAGAACCGGUUGUUGCAGCGGCUGCGCGAUUAUUCGAAACAGACGGGCCCAAAGACCGGGGAUACUGCGGCACAGGUUGGCCGAGAUGCAAUGGUUGCCGGUGGGGACGGUGAGGCCGACGAGGAACUGUACGGUGAGGAUGGAACGGGCCCUUGGGCAGAGCAAAUCAACUGGGAGGAAACGCAUCUCGGGGGUUACCGGCGAAUCCUGCCGGCACCGGGUGAUCCGAAUCGCUACCUGCAGUUCUUCAUCGCCCAGAGCCAGGCCUCGGUGUACAACGAAACGGCCGCUAGUAAGCGUCGCGAAGAGUGUGCGAAGCAGCAGCGGAUCGAGCUGGAGGAGCGGUUCCGUCUCAAUCAGGCCAUCCUGCACAAGCACAAUCGGAAGCUGCAGAAGGGCAACGGCCUGUGCCCGGGCGAGGAUGCGGCCGGCGGGGGUUCACUCGGGGCGAAGAAAAAGAUCCGCAAGCGGAAGCUUCUGAAGGUGACGAAGAAACACGAUGACUACACGCCCGAUCAGAUCGCGGACUACGAAGAGCGGGAGCGAAUGGCCCUGCUCGGUCAGCGUGACUUCCUCAUCCGCACCUGCGGUUUGGUGCAAAGCAUGUACAUUAACUUCCACCGAAACAAGCUGUUGACGGAUUCAGACCGGCGGAAGUACAAGGAGACAUACGCGAAGUUGAUUGCGAACGAACAGUUGCAUCAGUCGGAAUCAUCGCCCCAAUCGAACCAUACCUUAUCGACGAUCCACAGUACCAGUACCGUCGCCGGUUCGGUCGCUUCGACCGCGUACGGUGGAGUUCCGGCAGCAGCCACAACCAGCACCACGUGUCUGCCUAGUCUAGCUAAUAAUGGCUCGGGUCAGGGGAACCAGACUCACCACGGUUCGCAUCAUCUGCAGCAUCAUCACCAGCAGCACCACCAACUGCCACAACCACAAACCACCUCGACGGCAACGCUGCAGUCGAAUCAGUUGCAGAAGCUUCAGAUUAAAAGCCUCGUCGCUAUCAACGAUGUGACCUCGUGGAUGCAGUGUACGGAAGUGCCGGUUCCGAGUCGGCCACCACUGCCGUACCUGCUGGCAACACAACCGACUAACUAUCGCAGCACCAAGUCGACGAUGGCACGCCAGGUGACGAACGUAGUGAAGCGCCACAGUCUCGAGUCGCGCCAGUACUACACCUCCGACAAGAUCAUCUAGUAUUGACUCCGGCACGGCAGAAUACCGGGCCGUGCACGACCGGGCCACCACCAUACGGGCUUAAUCGUUUCCAUCUUCUUAUUCAUCCUUUACUCCCUGCGUGUGUCAUGCUUGAGUUUUUUCCUACUUCUCCUCUGCCCUGAUCGUAAACGAUGGUGUUCGCUACUAUACACAGGCCGUCUCACACCUAACGGAGGUCCCAUCAGCAAGCCUCUACCUGGAGUCCGUACCACAUUGUGCUGGGUUCCGCGACUGUUCUUUUCUCAAUUAGGCAACUAAAUUCA
Messenger RNA from Anopheles darlingi, 3026 nucleotides. RefSeq names its product tubulin polyglutamylase TTLL13-like. The record is from RefSeq and is a predicted model, not a curated record. Gene Ontology annotation, biological process: microtubule cytoskeleton organization; protein polyglutamylation. The coding region runs from base 1 to 2742 and encodes 913 amino acids. Gene Ontology annotation, molecular function: tubulin-glutamic acid ligase activity; tubulin binding. Gene Ontology annotation, cellular component: cilium. NCBI's taxonomy places the organism in Eukaryota, Metazoa, Arthropoda, Insecta, Diptera, Culicidae. The transcript has 6 exons.